AUGGCGAGCCAACUGACUCUGUUGGAGGUCGCGGACUGUCUGUUUCGGAACAACUCCGCCAACCCUGCGAGCUUCAGCACAGGCGCUCUGUUGGCCCAGAUUCUGACGGCCAGACGCUCGCUGGGAAAGCCGCCCAGUGUCUUGAUCUCGCAACGCAACACCUUCAUCAGCAACGCAGGAGGUGCAGUGGACGCCGUUAGAGUGCUGGACUAUGACGUCUACUCGUCGGGUGACGUCUUCCAAAACAAUGGAGUGGUCGAUACGAAUCCAGUUUUCUCCAUGGCCAACACCCUCUACACGCUCACCUUGGCCAUGGAGGAUGCCGUGUUCGAACGGAAUCGAGGUUUGGCUGUCGGAGCCAACGUAGAUAGCGCCAGCUUUACCAAUUGUCGCUUCAUCGGCAACAACGGCGGCAUUGUGCCCUACACGAGCGACAACACGACCGUCACCGGUUCGGUCUUUAUUGCCAACACCUACGGCAUCGACGUUCAGGACCUGGCGCCGAUCAACAUGACCGUCGAGAACACGGUCAUCGUGGGCAACCUCCAAUUCGGAGUUCGAGCUGGCAACAACAGCAUCGCCGUGUUCACCAAUUCUUCGGUCUACAGGAAUGGGUUCCAGAACGUGAGCGGCAGUGCUGUGCUCAAUGACGUCUUGUGCGGCCUCAGCGACUCCUCCGUGGUCUUUAACGCGGACCCCAACCUGUGCACGACCGGUACCGAGAACCCAUGCACGGCGGGACUUGAUCAAUGCGGCCGAUGCGCUGGGGGCAAUGUGUGCCUGGACUGCAGCGGGGCGGCCUACGGCGAGGCCACGCUGAGCUUCUGCGACUCGCUGACGACGCUCGGUGCAGCUCCGGCAGCCAACAGCACCUACUGGCUCGAACUGGAGUUCCAGGGCGACAGCCCCAACGCGCUCAUCUAUCCGGUCGUCAACGGCGCUGCCCAACGGGCGCUGAGCGUGGUGGUCAACUACACGACUCUCGAGGUCUCCAACAGUUCGGCGGCCAACUCGGUGGCUCUGAUGCGCCAGAACGUCGACGAGAUCGCGUUCAAGCGCUCCCGCUCCGACCUUGCCAAUCUCGAGGGCGUGAUGGUGAGUUGCACCACGUUCGAAGGGGUGGCAGCCAACGGAGGCUUCAUCACCAUCAACCAGUGCCUGCUCCAGGAUGGUGUCACCGUCUCGCCGGUCAACGGGAUCAAUGUCGCGCUGCCAUCGUUCUCGCUCAAGAUCGACCUGGGCUUCUCCUAUUGGAAGGGCAGAGGAAUUGGCGCGGACGGUGACCGCCACGUUCGACUUUCGCUCGACGUCGUCCUCCAACAAGAGGCGGCUUUGCUUGCGGGCGUGCGGCGAGAGUUCGGUGGAAACGGAAGCGCGCUCCUCGAGUCCACCGAGAGCGUGCUCCAGGGCGCGUCGUACUUCAGCGCCGUGAGCGUGCUCAACUUCUUCCUGGCCGACGACCUGCUCGUCGUGGGACCCGCCCCCUCCGGUGGUGCCGGCGGCGGCCAGGGAGUGCGCACCAGCAUCAAGCCAGCGGGGCCGACCGACCCAAGGCGCCACCUGCUGGCGCUGGAGUUCCAAGGCGACUUCGACGAGGCGCUGUACGACCCGAACGUGGGCCUCCUCCUGGGCCAGUACCGUGAAGACGGUGGGUCGGGCGACGACCUGCUCCUGGUGAAGAUCCUCGUCCCGGCGCUCGUGGGCGGUGCUCUGGUGCUGGUCGUGGGCACCGUCAUCGUCGCCGUGACGAUCCGGUGGGCGCUGUGGCACCGGAUCUACGGUGGAAGCGGCCAGGUCAACUUCCAGGGCGAUGAUUUGUAA
Molecule: messenger RNA, 1821 nt
Organism: Acanthamoeba castellanii str. Neff
Lineage: Eukaryota; Discosea; Longamoebia; Acanthamoebidae
Exons: 8
Coding region: 1-1821 (606 amino acids)
Source: RefSeq, a predicted model, not a curated record